Molecule: messenger RNA, 846 nt
Organism: Aspergillus pseudoviridinutans
Lineage: Eukaryota; Fungi; Ascomycota; Eurotiomycetes; Eurotiales; Aspergillaceae
Exons: 4
Coding region: 1-846 (281 amino acids)
Source: RefSeq, a predicted model, not a curated record
AUGGAAGAACAGACCCAGCAUAGCACUCCCUUUACUGAGUUCAUUCACCAUUCAGCACGCGGAUUCCAAACUUGGCAAGAGCUUUGUACACAGGUCCGAAGAGAGGUUCUUCAAGCACCAUCCUCAACUGAAAUUGCCUACACUUCGGUUUCCCCCGAAUGGGGCCCAUUGAUUGUCGACUCGCUAGACGAGUACGGCGAGGUUAGACGCUUAUACUUCCCCAUCAGCUACAACUCUGUUACAGAGACCUUGCUAAUCAAACCCAUGUCUACCCGUCUCCUUGGAUGUCACCUUAACUGGAUGCUUAUCCAGGAACGCGACUGGCACAGGCAGAAUCUUGUCAGGGAUAGUCACUGUCUUCUUCGGGUGUCGACAAUCUCUACCUACGGGCGAUUCGAGGCCCCGUACUCGGGUUCGAGGAAGAUACCCACUUUCGCUAUGACGCCAGACAACCGAUACCACCCCUCAUUCGUAAUCCAAUGCGGAGAUUCUGAGCCCAAAGAGCGGCUCAUGGACGAUAUGAGACUAUGGCUUAUCGGUGCCCGUCCAUGUGUGGAGGUCGUUGUGAUAAUCAUGUAUGCUCGCAAAGGCACCACCAACCAAGUGGAAGGCAAAGCUGAACUCUACGUUCGAGACGCAAAUGGCAACCCAGUCCUGCAGCAAGAAGCAACCAUCUUUCCAGCGACUCAGUCCGAGUGCUCACUUGGGAUCAGUGCCGGAGAUCUCUUUGGCCCAGUUCUCCCCCAAGAUCUGGAUGCCAACACCGUUCUCCCCUUGAGCAUCAAUGACCCUCGAAAGGAGGCUCGUGAUGCAAUGGUGCACAUGGAUCUGGUGCCUGCAACUUAG